AAAAUGUUGACCUGCUGCCUCUGUGGUAUUUUGAUAGAAGAAACGUUUAUUAAUAUAGACGAUAAUACCCGGGAGGGGGCAACCUAUAUACAACUCUUGGAUCAGAUUCUCGAAGGAGAGGAGAAAGAUCUUUUAAAUCUUCUGGGUUCAGGAGAAUUGUGCCAGGCUUGUGUUGAAAUCCUCGAAUCUAUUCAAGAUUUUUACCAGAAAAUCAGAGAGCUGAAGCUAAGCAUAAUAACAGGAUACAACAACUUUGUAACAAACAAUGGAUCCUUGACCCAGCAACACUCAAUAGAACCUCAAAAUUACCAAGAGGAGGGGUCCUUGGAUGAACAGGAGGGACUCAUGAAACAACAGGAUAAUGAGUUGAUCCUUGAACAGGAAUUGAAUAAAGAACAGGAGAGAAAAACGCAGGAGGUGUUAAGUAAGAAACAGGAGCUUAAUAUUAGUCAGGAGGUCAACAUAAUUCAGGAGGUGAACACUGAACAGGAAUUGAAUACUGAACAGGAGCAAUUCUCUGAACAGGAGCAAAACACAAAACAGAAGCUGAACUCUGAACAGGAGCAAACGACAGAGCAGGAGCUGAACACAGAUCAGGAUCUGAACCCUGAACAGGAGCUGAUCUCUCAACAGGAUAUAAACUAUGAACAAGAGUUGGAUUCUGAACAGGAGCUUGGGUUUGAUGGUAGAGUUGUGAUAAAGCGGGAUGUUAGGAAUAUUGAACAAAUAGAUAGACGGAAAGGGAGGAAACUGCUUAAACUGGAGCAAGAGGAAGAAAACUUUAAAAUAUAUUCUGUUAGUUAUAGUGAUAAUAGUUCUCCAGCUCCUAUUUCCAUGUCAACGUCAAGCUUAAUCUAUCAAACGCAGAAAAGAAGCAACACCAUUGAUAUUGUUCUAGAAGAAACGCAAAGUACAGAGUUGACAAUGUUGUCAAUAGAUCUGGAAAAGGAGAUUUGGUCAGCCUUAUUCUCCGUCAAUCCAAGGGAUAAGGAGAGUCUAGCCACGUGUUGGAAUGAAAUCUUACUUCCGGUUCUUCAAGAGCAAAUUCAGGUCUCAGGAUAGUAGCAGAGAUUUUUUAAAGAAGAGUCCUUUUUU
This is a messenger RNA of Eurytemora carolleeae, 1095 nucleotides long. Its product is annotated as interaptin. NCBI's taxonomy places the organism in Eukaryota, Metazoa, Arthropoda, Copepoda, Calanoida, Temoridae. Gene Ontology annotation, cellular component: nucleus. The transcript is spliced from 9 exons. Gene Ontology annotation, molecular function: zinc ion binding. The record is from RefSeq and is a predicted model, not a curated record. The coding region runs from base 4 to 1062 and encodes 352 amino acids.